Amyelois transitella is the source of this 5553-nucleotide messenger RNA. RefSeq names its product axotactin (gene axo). NCBI's taxonomy places the organism in Eukaryota, Metazoa, Arthropoda, Insecta, Lepidoptera, Pyralidae. Gene Ontology annotation, molecular function: calcium ion binding. The coding region runs from base 1 to 5538 and encodes 1845 amino acids. The record is from RefSeq and is a predicted model, not a curated record. The transcript is spliced from 29 exons.
AUGUCGCUGCUUGGAAGAGGAUUAAAAUUGAUGACACUUUUUAUUUUGCUUCGAACAGCUGAUGUUCGAUGCAGUUUACCAGUCGAGUUAGCUUCUGAAGAAAAAGUCCUUCCACUAACUACGCUAGCUCUAACAUCAACAUCGUCUAUAGCGACCACCGUCAACGUUUCAACCACUUACGCCACCGUCAUACCACCGAUCCCUCCCAGCGAUAGAGACAGGUUCCUGACCUUCGCAGAAUCUGGUCAUCAUCGGACUUUCAUGUUCGCUAAGGACAACACCUUUAUACAGCUUGACGGUGAUAUCAUACAGAGGUUUCAAUUGAGGUUAUGCCGAGAAAUAUCGUUCAAAUUUCGCACAAGACUGCCUCACGGGUUACUUGUAUAUCAUAAUGUAAAGAAUCCUGUGUUUAAGAUGCAACCAUAUGCUUUGUACGUCAUUGUUGAAAAAGGUGAAUUAAAAGUUGUUCACGUUUUUGGGAAGCACUUGACAUCUGUGACAGUUGGUCGGGCUCUGAACCGUGAUCAAUGGCAUAAUGUCGUGGUCACUAUAGAUGUACACGGCGCUAGGCUCAUUGCUAAAGUUGAUCAGCUCAAGGAAGAGGUGUAUUUGAAGGGACUCAGUUUUGAUACAAAUUACGGAAUAACGGACAAUUUGACUUCAGUAAUUCUCAUAGGAGGUCUAAGCUCAGAAGAAAAACUCCACGGCGUAAAAUAUAUAAUAGAAUCAUUUGUCGGUUGUAUCAGCGACAUGGUUCUUAGUUCAGGGAAGGCUGCUUCAGACCUUCUUCCCAUAGUUCCUCUGAUCGCAACUAAACACGAAAACGUUAAAGAAGGUUGUAUAGAUAAAUGUAGGACGAUGGAGAACCUAUGUUUUGAAGGAUCUAGGUGUAUUAAUGAGUAUAACGGUUAUAGGUGUGAUUGCUUCGGAACUUUGUAUGAGGAACAACUGUGCGAUGUUUACACGGCCACCGUGCUCACUUUACGAGGUUCCAGUUACGUCUCUUAUCGGGUUUACGAUUGGAAAGACCGGGUGCAUUCGACUAACACGAGAGUCAGCCUCCACUUUAAGACCCGUUUCGAUGACUCAGCCCUGUUUUAUGCCAGCGGUCAAAUCGAUGAUAAAUACCACUAUAUCGCUCUCUCGAUACACCAAGAAAAGGUCGCGAUUCAAAUAAACCUAGGAGAUGGGCCCAUCGAUGAUUAUAUUGGCAAUGAAGUCAAUAACAACCAAUGGCAUAAUCUCACCAUAGUCUUACAAGAAAAGAAUGUCUUUGUUUAUCUCGAUGAUAUCAUAGAAGUAUACGAAGUGCCUGGAGACGCCAAAUACGUUUGCAUAGAUCCAGAAAUUUACAUCUGCGGUGGUCCAGACUUAUACAAAAUGAAAGGACUGAGAUCUUUCAAUAAUUUCGCUGGGAAUUUGAAAUAUGUUUAUUACAAUGACGUGUCCAUACUUUACGAACUAAAACAGAAUAAUACUAAAGUGCACUACAUUGGCGUUUUGGAUCCUGAGUUUGAGGAUAUCGAUAUAGAAGUAAUUCCUAUAACGUAUCCGUUCGCGACUUCCCAUAUUUGGUGGCCAUUGAAUCAGAGUAACAGCAUAAACUUGAUAUUUGACUUCAAGACGAGUAAGAACAUGGCGGUUCUAGCUUACAGCCAGAUCACCUCUGGACAAGGCUAUUGGGAGGUGAGAAUGGUCAAAGAAGAAAUAAGAUUCGAACUUGUACCAGACGUGGGGAAAAACGUCACAGUGCUAAAAUCUGUGAAGUUCAACGUUAGCAAUGAUUGGCAUACUGUCGAAUUGGACUAUCGGAAGGGGCGGAUCAAGUUAACUGUGGAUUAUCAUAACAAACAUGCACAGAUGUUUGGUCUAGACUUCCAAUUACAAGACAAAAUAGUUAUCGGUAGCGGCCUUAAAUCAGCAAAUCUUGGUCUCAUCGGCUGCAUGAGGAAUAUCAAAAUCGAUGGACUGCUCAUCGAACCAAGAUACGUAAUAAACACGGAACGGGUAGUUGGUGAAGUAGCUAUUGACGACUGUCGAUAUGUUGAUCCCUGUACCAGACCCAAUACUUGUGAGCAUGGGGGCAUCUGCUCUGUAAGAGAAGACAGGGUUAUUUGCAACUGUGAUAAUACAGGAUACAUUGGCGAGAACUGUCACUUCGCCACAUUCAGAAAGACCUGUGAAGAGUUAGCUCUCCUAGGAUACACUAGAAAUGACGUAUACCUAAUAGAUAUAGACGGCAAUGGUAAAUUUCCUCCAGCUCAUGUAAAAUGCGAGUUCCAGAUCGAAGCAGAUUCUUCAACGACCGUUGUUGAACAUAACUUACCUAGCCAAGUGGACGUACGUUCAGCUCUAGGCCAAGAUUUCAGUUUUAAAAUUAAAUACAGGGAGUUUACUGCAGAGAUGCUUCAGGAGUUGAUAUCCCAUUCAUUGUAUUGUCGUCAAUACAUUAAAUAUGACUGCAAUAUGGCACCUUUGGAACUACACAGCGCAACGUGGUUUAUAUCAUCUUCCAAUGACACCGUUGAUUUUCUAGGAAACGUAAAAAGAGGAUACUGUCCCUGCGGUGUCAAUGCCACUUGUGUAAACCCCACACAGUCUUGCAACUGCGACGCCAAUGAGAGCAAAUGGCAUUCAGAUGAAGGCACCUUCGUAGAUCCGAAGAGUUUGGGCAUUACUGAGAUGUUCUUCCUACAACAGAAGGAUUUGACUGAAGAAGCUCAGGGUAGAAUCACUUUGGGGUCUUUGGAGUGUGUUGAGACUAACACCCAACGCUACGUGGUAACAUUCACAACUUCCCAAUCGUACAUCGAAGUCCCAGGGUGGCGUAAAGGAGACAUCGCGUUCAGUUUUAGGACCACUGGCACCAGCGCCAUUUUAUUGUUCCAACCACCUAUCAGACCCAAUUAUCCAUCUUUUAUGGUAGCUUUGACAAGUGAGCACGAACUAACAUUCAACUUUACCCUUAACACUGGCACAACUAGAAAAUUAGUGAUUAACUCCAAAAGGAAACUAAAUGGAGGUGAAUGGCAUAAGAUUUGGAUAGAUUACAAUUUCUAUCACGUAAGGUUCAUGCUGAAUACGGAAUAUCAGAUGUUGAAUUUGUUGCUGGAAGAAGAAUUCGGACCCUUUGAAGGAUCUAUGUUUAUUGGCGGUGCUACUGCGGAGCACUUUAAAAAAUCUGCUGUAAAUCAAGGUCUUAUAGGCUGCUUUAGAGGUCUUGUAGUUAAUGGAGAAGUUUUGGACAUAUACAGCUACAUGUCUGUUCAUUUAUCGGAAAUCAUAAAAGAUUGCAAGCCAUCGUGUGUCCCUAAUCCAUGUCAGAAUAAAGCCAUCUGCAAAGAACUAUGGUCUUCAUAUGAAUGUAUUUGUAAAAACCAGUGGGCACAUUUAGGAAAACAUUGUGAGGAAAAUAUUAACGAAAAAGCCUUGACAUUCCAAACUAAAGAGGCAUAUCUCAAGAAAAAUUACUUAGUAGAUAAUGAAACAGAUGCAGAAAAACAUAGAUUGAAGAGAAUGAUGACGGAAAACGUACUGAUGAACUUGAGAACUUACGAUGACAACUCUCUAGUACUUUAUGCUAACGACAAUUUGAACAAUUUCAUACAUCUAUUCAUACAUAACGGAACAGAAAUUAUUUAUCUUUUUAACCACGAAGAUGAAAUAAUUCAAAUUAAUGUUACUUACGAGAAAAUAAAUAAAGGUGGCAGUGUGCAAAUAGCGAUUAUACGAACUGAAAACAGUACAACUUUACAUGUUAAUGAUAAAAAUGCUACAGUGUAUGCCGUUGCAAAGCUUCUGUCAAAUUAUACAAAUAAACCUUGGAUAAAUCCAGAGUUAGAAGUGAUCCGUCCACAAAGACCUCCGGCACCACCAACAGACUACUUCCAAAUGAACCUGGGUGGUUAUGAUCCUUACUCUUUACACUUAGCCCAAAGAGCGAACCUUUUGCCCCAAGGAGGAUAUGUAGGCUGCGUACGAGGAUUCAAGAUAGCUGAACAUGUUGUAGAUUUGUCGAUGAAGGCACAGAAAGAUAUAGACCAUGAUCUAACUGGAGUUCUACCAGAAUGCAACAUGAAAUGCGACAGUGAGCCUUGUAAAAACGGUGGCAUAUGCACUGAAGACUUCACCAAUCAAGAAAGCAGCUGUGACUGUGAACUCACCAGUUACUUCGGCGAGUAUUGUAUGGAAGAGAAAGGCGCAGAUUUCAACGGAGAGAGUAUUCUACAGAGGAAAUUUGUGUUACCAGAGAUAAUCAAUAAUGUUAAAAUUACGUUAGCGUUCUCGAGCAAUGAUCUUCGUCAGAAAAAUACUGUUCUUCUAUUGGUGCAAACUGAGAACAAGCGCAGUUAUUAUUUACUAGUAGCAAUAACACAAGAUGGUUAUCUUAAAUUUGAGGAAGACCGAGAAGGUUCAGCUUAUGGUGCAGAAGUUAAAAAUAGGAAUUUCCUGAACGGAGCACGGCACACCGUAUAUUACACAAGAAUAGGUCGUGAUGCUACAUUAUUGAUAGAUAGAAUAGAAAUACCCUUAGAAAAACUAGCCCCACAGGAUCUCUGGGAAGUGUUUGACGUGGGAUCUAACGAAGUGCAAAUAGGUGGACUCAACACUACUGACCCAAGACUGAAGAUCUACAAAGGAUACAACGGAUGCCUUUCAAAUAUCCUGGUAAAAGUGAAUGAUGACGUCAUGAAACCUCUAGAAGAGUACAUGCUGUUCACUCGAUCGGAUUCUGAAAAAGUUAACGCAGUGAACGCACAAGGAGUUCGCAGUGCCCAAUGCUCUGCCGAUUUUGAUGAGGCUUGGCCAGAGAGAGAUCAGUUGGGCGCUACGCAUAACGGGAGUUUUCUUAUUAGUGUCGACAAAACCUGGGUAGAAGAUCCUCCAUCUAGAACUCCCUAUGACUCGUUGUACCAACAGCCAGAUGCUGAAGAAGAGAACACUGAUAAAUUCUUCAUAGCAUUGAUCGUUAUAUUCUUGCUGGGACUCUGUUACUGCGGGUCACAUAUGUGGCGAACCCACAAAGCCCACAAGUUACGACUAGAAAAGGAAACAGAUGAAACUAUAUUGAGAAGUAAAGAAAAGGCGUCGAAACUUCAAGAGGACACUGUCAGCUUCUUACAGCUUACCAAAGACGUAGAUGGCAAUACCGAUGGAGAAAAAAGAACAAACGGUGUUACCAUAGAUGUAGUUCCUACUGUGAUCGUGGAGGUUGAUGUUGAAGAAAAACCUUCGAAUAUUGUUCGGAGAGGUUCCCUGAGGUUCAAAGAUCUUUUGGAAAAAGACCGUGGAUUCGAGCCGUUAGAAGAAAAAGACGAAAGUUUGGAGAAUGUAGAACAAAAUGAGAGCAGUGACGUCAUUGAUGAAGAAGCCGAAUACGAGUCAGAUUCCAGUAACGAGGAAAGAAAUGAUUACGAAAAUCCGCCAACUAAAAACAUGAGAGACCAAAAAGGACCGCCAACUUCUACACUGACAACACAACUACCCUACAAAAUUGAUGAAGAUGGUUCCAAUGAACUGCUUACUCUUAGUGCUUAGAAUAGAGUUCUACCU